Eruca vesicaria subsp. sativa (arugula) is the source of this 438-nucleotide messenger RNA. The record is from the annotation of a GenBank genome assembly. Lineage: Eukaryota; Viridiplantae; Streptophyta; Magnoliopsida; Brassicales; Brassicaceae.
AUGUAUAGGAGCAUGAAGUUGGAAGAAUCCUUGCAAGACGAGAUAUUGGCAAAGAGAAGUGUUAGAGUGACAGGAGAAGUGACUUGGUGGCAGUUUCAACAGUACCUUCAUAACUAUCAACGUCUUCGAGGCAAUGCCAACCUUUUCCAAAAUCAACUAAGGCAAGAAGACGAAAUGUAUGAAAACAUAAUAACAUUUGGAGAAUCAAGUAAUGGAAUUAAGGACGCACCAAGUGACUAUUUUACUUGCAAGUCUCUCUAUGAAUCUUCAAGGGUCGUCCGAGUUAGUAAACGUAGAGCUGAUGAUAACAAUCGUAAAACUGUUUGUGAUAUUCGAGAUGAUGAUAAUGUUGUUACUGUGUCACUAACAAAAUCGAUAAAAGCUUCCAAAGGUGAAGAAGAAUUGUCCCUUGAGCUCACUCUUGGUCUCAAGCCUUAA